Prorocentrum cordatum is the source of this 5982-nucleotide messenger RNA. The record is from the annotation of a GenBank genome assembly. Lineage: Eukaryota; Dinophyceae; Prorocentrales; Prorocentraceae.
AUGGCGAGCGAUCGCGUCGACGACGACAACACGUGCACGCAGCGGCGGUUCCAUGAGCGCCCGUUCAGCCACAAUUGCCCGCAGGAUAAGUGGGUUAAGCGCCCUCACAGGUGCCAGAGCUGGGGCUCCGAGGCGGACGCGCGGGAUAAGCUGUUCAUGCACCUGCGCUGGAGCGACAAGCACAAGAGCGAUGUGGAUGGCAUGGCGGGCGAGGAGCUCAAGGAGUUCGCGCUGGCGGUCGAGGUCGAUUAUCGCACCAUCAGCAAGAAGGACGACGAGCACAGGCGUUGGAUGAAAUGGGAGGCGGAGAAGCAGGAGAACAAGAGGCUGGCUGCAGAAGCCAUCGACCGCAAGCAGCACGGCGACAAGGCCCGCCGCGCCGACGACGACAGGAACCGCCGCGACGACGACAGGGACCGCGACAACAAGAGGGCUCGUCGUGGUCGUUCUGGCAGCGGCGUCGACGCGGAGCAGGUCGCUGAGUUGGGCAGUGGUGCCAUCGUGGACAACGCCGCGAGGGUGGCCAUGAGCCUCGGCGAGCUCAAGGCGCUCCAGGACGACGUCAAGCGGUGCAGCAGGGCGUCGAGCCAGAUGUUGCGCUUCCUGGAUGGCGCCAGGGUUGCGUUCUCGAACGAGCUGCAGACGUUCAACGACGCCGACGAGACCAUCCAGCAGCUCAUCGAUGCGCACUUUUCGGCGGUCGCGGCUGAGCGGCAUCUGCAGUGGCUCGUUUUCUUCUCUUCUCAUUACCAUCGUGAGGCGCUACUCACCGUCGACGCGGACACGGCCACGAAGCUCGUCGACGAGCGCCUGGCGAUCGCGGCUCAGGCGCGCGCUGCCCAGGACGGCGAGAGGGACAGGCACGCCAACCAGCGGCGUGAGGCGCUACUCACCGUCGACGCGGACGCGGCCACGAAGCUCGUCGACGAGCGCCUGGCGAUCGCGGCUCAGGCGCGCGCUGCCCAGGACGGCGAGAGGGACAGGCACGCCAACCAGCGGCGCAGCGGCGUGACCGCUUGGCACCCGGCCCCCCUCCCCCGCACCUCUUCAGGCGAUGCUACUGAUGCAGCGGACGCAGCGCAGGUCAUCGCCAACGCGAUGGUGGCGACCUUGCCCAGCUUCUCCGACGACGGCCCUGCUCCCAUGGCACCAGUGGCAGCUCAGAGCGCGCUGCGGUCGCUCUUCCAGCGCCAGGCCGCGGCAGGCAGCCAGGAGACGCCAACCGAAAAGGCGGGGGGCGCUGUCGCAGGCAGCCUUCAGCCAGCAGCAGGCGAGCCUGUCGGCGAACCCGCCGACGCGCCCGUCGCCCGCGCUCCCGAGGUCGCGCCAGCAGAAUCCCCGAGCGACGCCCGCCCGCCCUGUCCGCCCCAGCCCGAGGCAACCAGGGAGGCGACAAAGCCUGGCAAAGAGGCAACAAGGGAUACCCCGCCUGACAAAGAGGCAACAAAGGAAGAGGCUGAAGAGGAGGCGGGCGAGGAGGCUGAAGAUGAGGACGCGCCAGUGGAGCAGCUGUCGGACGACGACAAGAGGGGGGAAGAGGUUGAGGCCCUGCUCUCGCAGGGCGACCCGAAAUGCUCCAUGCGCAAGAAGGAAACGAAUUCGCUUGCACAGGGUUGUAAGAUCACCCAUGGCGGCACGGCCAUCACGUGUGCCACGUGCAGGGUGCGCGACCAAACACUUCGAAGGAUUUUCGGCGGGUGGCCGAUUGCGGAGUUCGACGAGCUCACCACGGAGGAGCAGGAACACUUCUACCAGAAUUGCGGGUCAGCCGCUGCUGCUUGCCGCGACGCGAUGAAGAUGGUGCUGGUGAAUGUGCGCAUGAUGCGCAUCACGGAGACCCACGCUGGGCAAUUUCUGCCCUUGUCUGUGUACGAGAAGCUGGGAUACAGCACGAAAGAUAUUGAGGAGAAAACGCAGGCUGCUGACAUCGAGGAUCACCCAGUUCUCGGGAAGACGUACCGAGUUCAGAUCCACGAGAUCUCGGAGGCCAGGAUCAAGGAGGUCAUCAUGCAGGAGAUAGCUAAGAAAGUUGGCCGCAAUCGCAAGCGCAGAGCGUCAGCCUUCCUGGAGGGCACGAAGGGCAAGAAGGGAAAGAAGGGCAAGAAAGGCAAGAAGGACAAGAAGAACAAGAAGGACAAUAACGAUGACGAGGAAGAGCUUUCAGGGUCUGACGGGGGCCUCAGCCCAAAGGAGCUUGCGGCCAAGCGCAUGGCGAAGCUCGCAGCAGAGAAGAAGGCGGCCCGCGAGGCUGAGAAGAUUCAGAAAGCCAUGAACAGGGAGAUGGCCAAAGAGGCGCCGACGACGUACACUGAGGGGGCCACCAAAAAGCAGAAGUUUCUGAAUGAUGUUGUGGAGUAUUGCAACAAGUGCCUGGAGGACGAGGAUGUCGCCCCAGACGUCAAGGAGGAGGGGGUUAAGACGGCUGUCAACUACAUGACAGCGUGGAUGAAGAAUAUCGAGGCUGCUUUCGAGACGCAGUCGCACGCAUUGGCUCCGCUGGUUGCCUCGUUUAAAGCGUCGAACGCGGCAGUGAUCGGCGUCGCGCGCUGCCUGAAGGAGCAGCCAGAUAUCAUUGACGACAUGGCGAAGUGGAGUGUCAGAAAGGCUCACGAGGAAUUCGCAUCAGCAUUUCUGGAUGCGCCAAUACAGCUGAACUUGGCAAGCGGCGCGGCCUCCGACAUGCCCGUCGUCAAUUUCGCCAGCCUCCUUCAACACUGCGCUUCCGAAUAUGCGAGCUUCAGAAAUUUGCCGCCCACAACUUUAAGAAAAUUCCCGUGCCCCCCAGCGGCGCCGCUGGACUUCAUCUUGCACUUCGAUGAGUUCGUGCCAGGCAGUGUCUUGCGGCAAGAUAACAAACGCAAGGCGCUCUCGUUUUACUGGAGCUUCCGCUCCUUCGGCCCUGACGCGGCGUCGAGCGAGGACGCUUGGUUGCCUCUCGCUUUUGUUCGCCACACAGUGGUCGAUAAGGUUGCUGGCAAGAUGUCUGGAGUCGUUCGCCAACUGUUGCGACGACUUUUGAUUGGCCCAGACAGCGCGUCGCAGAGGGGCAUCCUCAUUGAUGGCAUUGGGCCUGGCGGCGCCCCUGCGCUCAUCUUCUGUAAGCUGUCGAACCUGCUUUACGACGAAGAUGGCGCUAAAAAUGCCUUGUGCUUGAAGGGCGCCGCUGGCGUAAUUCCUUGCGAUCUGUGCAAGAAUGCGCGCGGCAUCUACGACCACUCGGAGCCCCUGCUGUCAGCGCGUGACAGGACGAGCACGCCGGUGCCCGUUUCGUGCUCCGAUCCCAACCUGUUCGACGCGCGCGCCGCGGAGGACCUGUUCUUCUCCGCGGACCUGCUCCAGCGUCUGCAAGCCACGCUGCCCAAGGGCGCGUUGGAGGAGCAUAGCAAGAUGCACGGCGUUAAUCACGUGCCAGAUGGUUUGCUAUUGGACGCUGAGCUUCGCCAGCACGUGUCGCUGGACAUGCACGCGUACGACCCAGCGCACUGCAUGAUCAUAAAUGGGAUCGCUCAGAUUGAACUGAGUGAGCUUAUGUGCCGCCUCGCUGCCGUCGGCCAGACGUUGGAGCGCUUCAGGGACAUCGCCAGCGCGCAGUGGCAGACUUGCAGCUCUUCAGGGACCAGCGGCAAGCUGGACGCCAACGGGCUUUUCAGCGGCCAGCGGCAAAAGCACUUGCAGACCAGCAAGAAAUACAGCGCCAAGGCGAGCGAGAUCAUCGCGGCCGUUCUGCUCAUUCGGUGCGCUCUCGAUGUACUUACCACUGGGUCCGCUCAGUUCAAGCUGGACUUUGCAGAGGAACUGGCUUCCUUUGCCGCGCUGGCCAAAUCAAUUUCUCUGUAUUUGCUGGCCAAGAGGGGCGCGGCUGUGGCAGAUGCUUGGGCCGUGGCGCUCCGCGACCACGCCGCGGCUUUCGAGUCUGCGCGCGGUGAUUGCGGCAUGUACAUCCCGAAGUUUCAUUUCUGCAGGCACCUGCCGCGACAGGUGUUCAGGGAUGGGUUCGCACUUGGUACGCUUGUGACGGAGAGAUACCAUAGAAAAUCACUGCGGAACGCUGAAUUCAUCGACAACACGCGCCUCGGCACCUUCAUGUCGCUGCUGCGCGACCCGCGCGUGGACUACGAGGCGCGGGCCGCGCACCUCCGCUGCCGCGCCUUGCGGGUAUUGGGCGAGCUGCAGGCGCUCUCGGCGCUGCACGUCUUUAUGGAGGCGGACCUGGAGGCCGAGGCCCACAACGGCUUGCGGCCCAUCCACCUGGCGGUGCUGAAGGGGUCUGCCGAGAUGGUCCAGGCCCUGCUCGACGUGCGCAGCGACCCGUCGGCCAAGGUCGUGCUGCCUUGCGGCGUCGAGGUCACGCCGCUGCUGAUGGCGAUUGCGGGAUCCAGGCCGCACAUUCUGAGCCAGCUGGUGAGCGAGCUGCCGCCCGGGGAGCUGUCGGCCAGGGUGUCCCAGUUCGAGUCCUCCCUUGCGCUCGUUGCCGGGCGGAUGUCGGAGGACCACGAGGCCGAGGGGGAGGAGCUCUGGAGGUGCACUCCGGUCAACGGCGCCCCGCUGGGCGUGCGCGCGAGCCCGGGCUUCGACACGGAGGCCCGCAGCACCGUCUUGGAAGACGGCGAGCUGUUCAGAGUGGUGAAGACCGUAGCCGGGCCUGGCGACGUGUUGUUCCUGAAGUUGGCUGGGGACCUGGGCUGGGUCUUCUCCUCGAAGCCUGGAGUGGGCACGAUGUGCACGAAGGAACCCAGCGGCAGCGAGUUCUGGAAAUGCACACCGGCGAACGGGAGACCCUUGGAGGUCCGCUCGGCUCCUCGCCUAGAGGCGACGAAGACCGGCGAGAAGCUCAAGCCUGGAGCGAUCUUCAGGGUGACGGGCACGCUUCGAACAGACGUUGGCGUCUUGUUCUUGAAACUCGCCGACCACAAGGGAUGGGUCUUCAAUCAUUUACCAGGUGUUGGCCUCAUGUGCUCAAAGGGCGGGGUCGACACGGUCCGACUGACGUACUUGCACUACGCUGCAUCACGGCGCAAUGUCGCCGCUGUGGAGGUGCUGAUGAGGGCCAAGGCCGACCCCGACACACCUAACUCUCGCGGCAGGACACUGCUCCAAGAGGCUGUCAGAAACGCCUGCCCAGAGCUUGUGCUAUUCUUGGUGCAGCUCGGUGCUGAGACCAAGCACGUGUUUUCUGACAUACGGCGGACGCAGAUUCGCGGAGACACGAUGUUGCUCGAUAAGAUGUUGAAGGUGGCCCUCAGCAAGAAGGUCCAGAGGAUGAAGGAUUGGCUUGAUCUGCGAAUGGGCGGCCUUGGUCUUGCCAGCAUGGCCGGCGUCGCGCUGCCCGUGGCCGUGGGUGCUGGCGCCCUCUUCCAGAGCGCGUCCCACGGGGGGGGCGGGGGCAAACCGCCCCGAGACGUCCACGCCGCCGCCGCUUCUCUGCGCUGGCACGGGUCUGCGUUCGUGCCGGGCACGGCCGGCGUCCGCGGGUCCGUGGCGGCUUCCUGGCAGCCCACCGGUGCGCAGAAGGCGGAGCAGGGCGGCGACCUCGCCUCGAAGGCCACCACCGGGCUGCUCGCCAUCGCGGCGGCCGCGGUCGGGGGGGCAGCCGUGCGGCGCGCGGCGCCGAAGAGGUCGCAGGUGGCGACGAAGGCUGUGCGCCGCGACUUGGCAGUGGCGUACGAGGACUCAGGCAUCGACCUCCUUGACAACGGCCAGUUCGCCCAGGGCCUGGUGGGCGCCGAGGGCGCCUGGGGUCGCUACGAGUUCGACCCGGCCGGCUUCAGCAGGUACACGGAGUUUGUGCCGUGGUUCCGCGAGGCCGAGUUGAAGCACGGCCGCAUCUGCAUGCUUGCCUGGGUUCCGCCCCGACGCGCUGCCUGCACGGCCUCGGAUCCCGUCAGGCGCUUCAUUAAAGUUAUGCUCGAGAGCACAAUGUGGUCGCAGUGCAGUAUACGAGUUGAAACAGAAGCCAGAAGGUGCAGUCGUGGCCAUCGGUAG